Leptosomus discolor (cuckoo roller) is the source of this 853-nucleotide messenger RNA. RefSeq names its product glutamine amidotransferase class 1 domain containing 3 (gene GATD3). Gene Ontology annotation, cellular component: mitochondrion. Lineage: Eukaryota; Metazoa; Chordata; Aves; Leptosomiformes; Leptosomidae. The record is from RefSeq and is a predicted model, not a curated record.
AUGGUAGAAGACAGAUUUGUCACCAAGCAGGUCCUUUCUGGUUGUGGUGUCUACGAUGGCACAGAAAUCCAUGAGGCCUCAGCCAUACUGGUACACCUUAGUCGUGGGGGAGCUGAGGUUCAGAUGUAUGCUCCAGAUGUUCCUCAAAUGCAUGUCAUUGACCACAGUAAAGGGCAACCAGCUGAAGCUGAGUCAAGGAACGUUUUGGUAGAAUCUGCAAGGAUUGCUCGUGGUAAAAUUGCAAGCCUGGCUAAGCUUACUACAGCAGACCAUGAUGCUGUGAUAUUCCCUGGUGGAUUUGGAGCCGCUAAAAACUUAUCUACCUUUGCUGUUGAUGGGAAAGAUUGCAAGGUGAACGGAGAAGUUGAACGCGUCUUGAAAGACUUCCACAAAGCAGGCAAACCUAUUGGUCUUUGCUGCAUUUCACCAGUGUUGGCAGCAAAGGUUCUCUCUGGUGCUGAAGUAACUGUGGGCCAUGAAGAAGAGGAAGGUGGAAAGUGGCCUUAUGCUGGGACUGCAGGAGCCAUUAAAGAACUGGGAGGAAAGCAUUGUGUGAAAGAAGUAACUGAAGCUCAUGUGGAUACAAAAAACAAGGUGGUGACUACACCAGCAUUUAUGUGUGAAACAGAACUACAUAAUAUCUUCGAUGGCAUUGGGGCCAUGGUAAAGAAUGUACUAAAAUUAACUGGCAAAUAAAAAAAAAAAAAUCAUAAAUGUUGAAAUUUAGGAUGUAGUAUCAAAUAUGGACUAAUGGAAACAUUUUCACCUGCUUGUCCUGUUCAUGCUCUAGUGAAUGCUGAUACAAAGCUGAUUGAUUCCCAGCUGCAGGGUUUUCCAUGCCCUUUCUGAGAGA